CUACUCGUUACGAUUGAUUAGAUUAAAGCAGAUCGCUCGCUGCGUGAAUAUUCAUUGUGCCCAUUGCUGCCGGAACGCGUUGUUAUCGUUUACGGCCUCUGUUGCGUUAGGUCACAUAUUCAAGAAAUGUCGGUGUUGUUCUCCGUGCUCACCCUGGGUUGCCUUUUGCUCGUCAAUCAGGUAGCGUCAGAAGACAAAGCGGUCUCUUACUCAGGUUAUCAGGUUUGGACAAUUACGACUAGUUCGGAAGAAGAAAAUCAGAUCGUUUUGAACCUCAGACAAGUUUAUGGACUUGAUGUAUGGCAAUGGCAAGAAUCCACCAAUGCCGCAACUGACGUCCUCGUUCCACCAAACAUCUCCAGUGAAUUGAAAUUCAAGUUAAACGAGGCCAACAUUUCUUACGUCGUUAAGAUCGCAGAUUUACAGUCCGCCAUCAACGAUGAAAACCCGAAUGCCAGCUCCAGUUCACUCGGUACAAAAGCAGCGCACAAUAUGGACUGGACCAGCUAUCACCGUCUAGACGACAUCUAUGGCUACCUGAAUUACCUAGCCGUCACGUACCCAAAUCUUGUCGAGCUGAUCAAUGUCGGCACGUCGUACGAGAAUCGUUCGCUCUACCUUGUUCGCAUCUCGAACGCAACGGCUCCCGAUACUCAACCGGCCGUUUGGAUCGACGGAGGAUUUCACGCUAGAGAAUGGAUUUCGCCAGCACUUGCCACCUACAUCAUCCAGCAGAUCGUCGAAGAACCGGCCAACGCCAAGCUUUUGAACAACAUUGAUUGGUACAUCAUGCCUGUCGUUAAUCCUGAUGGCUACGAAUACUCGCACGUGAGGAGGCGUCUUUGGCGCAAAACUCGGUCGAUGACAACGUCAGCCAGGUGCAUUGGUGUUGACCCAAAUCGUAACUUUGAUUUCAAGUGGGGAGGUGCAGGUUCGAGCAGCAAUCCUUGUUCCGAGGUAUUCAAAGGAUCGAAAGCUUUUUCCGAAGUGGAAACUGUUGCCUACUCGCAGUAUAUUAUGAGCAAAUCUAAACAAAUCAAACUCUACCUGACGCUGCAUAGUUGCGGCCAAAAACUGCUCAUUCCUUGGGGUUACGAUCGAGAAUACCCGUCUAAUUUCAACGACAUGAUGGAGCUUGGCCAAUGCGCUGCUUCCAAAUUCAAACUUUACAAGUACGGCGUUGGCAAUAAAGUGGACCUUCUCUAUCGCGCCGCAGGUAACGCCGCAGAUUGGGCCAAGUCAAUUGGCAUCGAGUACGUGUACACCGUCGAACUUCCUACCACGUCGUUCAUCGUACCGGCCUACAACAUUUUGCCAAUAACUCGAGAUUUCUUUCCUGCCAUCGAUGUCUUUGCUACUAAAAUAGCCACCCUCACAGUUUAAAUGUUCUCCCUUCCUUUUUUAACAUUUGCCCAUCACCUUUUUUGUGAGGUCUUAUUGAUUGACAAUGCGCUCUUCCUUUUGAAUUG
Messenger RNA from Daphnia carinata, 1469 nucleotides. Its product is annotated as carboxypeptidase B-like. Gene Ontology annotation, molecular function: zinc ion binding; metallocarboxypeptidase activity. The coding region runs from base 127 to 1383 and encodes 418 amino acids. NCBI's taxonomy places the organism in Eukaryota, Metazoa, Arthropoda, Branchiopoda, Diplostraca, Daphniidae. Gene Ontology annotation, biological process: proteolysis. The transcript has 9 exons. The record is from RefSeq and is a predicted model, not a curated record.